Messenger RNA from Desarmillaria tabescens, 1766 nucleotides. RefSeq lists its product as uncharacterized. NCBI's taxonomy places the organism in Eukaryota, Fungi, Basidiomycota, Agaricomycetes, Agaricales, Physalacriaceae. Gene Ontology annotation, biological process: protein O-linked glycosylation via fucose. Gene Ontology annotation, molecular function: peptide-O-fucosyltransferase activity. The transcript is spliced from 7 exons. The coding region runs from base 179 to 1642 and encodes 487 amino acids. The record is from RefSeq and is a predicted model, not a curated record.
CGCCGAUUUCUGCCGAAGCGCUUGUCCGUUUCCGAACCGAACGGGGAUCAAUUAAAUUUCCGGCUUCAUCAUGGAAUGAUGAACCUCGUGUACAUCCGAUCAGAAAAGCAUGCUACCGCCCUUGUGAGCCGGCGCCCAUCCCCUAUGAGCUCGCUCUAAAGGACCUUGAGGCUCCGCUAUGCUAUUUAUGUCCCGCCGCCGUCUCAGUGGUCCCGCCGUCUUUAUUCUGAAUACUAUCUCGAUAGUAGCUCUUCUUUACUCCUCGCUGCAUCUCUUGAAGAAAAUUGUCGUCUUCAAGCAGCAGCCAGAACAAGCGCUCAGCGGCGAUAUCUGCCCUGCAAGUUGUUUAAAUGACGACUUGGCGCCAGAACCGAUCGUGGAAGCGACGCCGACCUCGUAUAGUUCUGCAGUAGAAGCAACGCCGACUCUUAAACCAUGGGACUCAAGCUAUUAUGUGCAAGGAACUCCUGGCGAAAACUUUCGAGAUAAUCUGCGGGACGAUAAAAGUUACUUAACGGCAUGGUGUCUUGGAGGAUUCACGAACCUAUAUAUGUGUCAGGUCAAUCUGAUAUACUUGGGGAUCAUAUCAGAUAGAAUCCCCGUUCUCCCUCCAUUUUCACCAUCCCACCACGUUACCGGUGUAAUUGCCUUUGGCGACGUAUUCAACCUCAAACAUCUCCGUGACGUUCUUCAAUUGCCUGUCAUUGAAUGGUCUGAUAUCAAGACGCCUCUGAAGAAACUAGGAGAUCCAGACGCCUCCUGGGAGAAAAUAGGGUGCUGGAGCGUACGGUCUCGCGAUGUGAAUGAGCCUAGUCCCGAUUAUAACUUUGCCAGGGCUCUUGCUCUCGACGCAUCGUACACACGCGUACCCGACCUGAUGUACCGCUCAUCCAAUUUAGACGAGGGACACACCAACUUUUGGAACCUCGCGUCUCUGAUAUACCCAGUGCAACCGGCGUUUCAGGAUCAGACUUUCCCUCUGCUAAAGGCGUCGGCCAAGGGCGAGAGGGAACCUCCGGAUAGGCAUCUAGCGUGCUUUGAUACCUUGUAUUAUGUCGGGUCUGGGGCAGAGACGUUUGAGUGGAAUCAUCCCUGGUCGCCUGCGUGGAGGACUGUGGGGAAGCAUUUGAGGUUUAGCGAGCACAUGGAGAGGCUGGGAAAAGAGUAUGCUUCAAAAGUGUUUGAUGUUGCUCCAGAUCAGCUUCCGCCGUUCAUUGCUGUUCAUAUACGGCAUGGAGAUUUCAAAGGCAAUUGUUGGGCGACCAAGGAUAUCAAAGAAUGCUACGCGAAUCUUCCAGCAUUUGUGAGACGCGUAGAGGAGGUACAAGAAGAACUGCGGGAGAAGCUUGGUCUGGACGUAAUUCAUAUCAUCAUGUCCACAGAUGAAAAGGACGAGGAAUUCUGGGAAGAGGUCGAUUUCCUAGGUUGGGGGUAUAUCGACCACGAACAAGAGGGGACUAUCAAGACGUAUGGAGAAUGGUAUGGGCCGAUCAUCGAUAUCGUGAUCCAUAGUCUUGCUGUGGGAUUCGUAGGCACUGAUGGGUCGACAUUAAGUCUUGUCAGUGGCAAACGAGUGGAAGAUUGGAAUAAUGGGGUCACUCGAAUGGUAAAAUGGGGCUAUGCUGGAGCAGACAAUCACUAACUAUAUAGAGCCAUGCACUACCGGACUAUUCAUGUAUCAUAUGACCGUUGGGGGUGGGCUACUUAAUAAUAAUGGUUUCUACCCCGGUUCAUGUAUUUUCUUCUAAUAGAUUUAUAAGUAUUCU